AGACCGCGAGCGAGAGCGCCCCCGAGCAGCGCCCGCGCCCUCCGCGCCUUCUCCGCCGGGACCUCGAGCGAAAGACGCCCGCCCGCCGCCCAGCCCUCGCCUCCCUGCCCACCGGGCCCACCGCGCCGCCACCCCGACCCCGCUGCGCACGGCCUGUCCGCUGCACACCAGCUUGUUGGCGUCUUCGUCGCCGCGCUCGCCCCGGGCUACUCCUGCGCGCCACAAUGAGCUCCCGCAUCGCCAGGGCGCUCGCCUUAGUCGUCACCCUUCUCCACUUGACCAGGCUGGCGCUCUCCACCUGCCCCGCUGCCUGCCACUGCCCCCUGGAGGCGCCCAAGUGCGCGCCGGGAGUCGGGCUGGUCCGGGACGGCUGCGGCUGCUGUAAGGUCUGCGCCAAGCAGCUCAACGAGGACUGCAGCAAAACGCAGCCCUGCGACCACACCAAGGGGCUGGAAUGCAACUUCGGCGCCAGCUCCACCGCUCUGAAGGGGAUCUGCAGAGCUCAGUCAGAGGGCAGACCCUGUGAAUAUAACUCCAGAAUCUACCAAAACGGGGAAAGUUUCCAGCCCAACUGUAAACAUCAGUGCACAUGUAUUGAUGGCGCCGUGGGCUGCAUUCCUCUGUGUCCCCAAGAACUAUCUCUCCCCAACUUGGGCUGUCCCAACCCUCGGCUGGUCAAAGUUAGCGGGCAGUGCUGCGAGGAGUGGGUCUGUGACGAGGAUAGUAUCAAGGACCCCAUGGAGGACCAGGACGGCCUCCUUGGCAAGGAGCUGGGAUUCGAUGCCUCCGAGGUGGAGUUGACGAGAAACAACGAAUUGAUUGCAGUUGGAAAAGGCAGCUCACUGAAGCGGCUCCCUGUUUUUGGAAUGGAGCCUCGCAUCCUAUACAACCCUUUACAAGGCCAGAAAUGUAUUGUUCAAACAACUUCAUGGUCCCAGUGCUCAAAGACCUGUGGAACUGGUAUCUCCACACGAGUUACCAAUGACAACCCUGAGUGCCGCCUUGUGAAAGAAACCCGGAUUUGUGAGGUGCGGCCUUGUGGACAGCCAGUGUACAGCAGCCUGAAAAAGGGCAAGAAAUGCAGCAAGACCAAGAAAUCCCCCGAACCAGUCAGGUUUACUUACGCUGGAUGUUUGAGUGUGAAGAAAUACCGGCCCAAGUACUGCGGUUCCUGCGUGGACGGCCGAUGCUGCACGCCCCAGCUGACCAGGACUGUGAAGAUGCGGUUCCGCUGCGAAGAUGGGGAGACAUUUUCCAAGAACGUCAUGAUGAUCCAGUCCUGCAAAUGCAACUACAACUGCCCGCAUGCCAAUGAAGCAGCGUUUCCCUUCUACAGGCUGUUCAAUGACAUUCACAAAUUUAGGGACUAAAUGCUACCUGGGUUUUCAGGGCACACCUAGACAAACAAGGGAGAAGAGUGUCAGAAUCAGAAUCAUGGAGAAAAUGGGCGGGGGUGGUGUGGGUGAUGGGACUCAUUGUAGAAAGGAAGCCUUGCUCAUUCUUGAGGAGCAUUAAGGUAUUUCGAAACUGCCAAGGUUGCUGGUGCGGAUGGACACUAAUGCAGCCACGAUUGGAGAAUACUUUGCUUCAUAGUAUUGGAGCACAUGUUACUGCUUCAUUUUGGAGCUUGUGGAGUUGAUGACUUUCUGUUUUCUGUUUGUAAAUUAUUUGCUAAGCAUAUUUUCUCUAGGCUUUUUUCCUUUUGGGGUUCUACAGUCGUAAAAGAGAUAAUAAGAUUAGUUGGACAGUUUAAAGCUUUUAUUCGUCCUUUGACAAAAGUAAAUGGGAGGGCAUUCCAUCCCUUCCUGAAGGGGGACACUCCAUGAGUGUCUGUGAGAGGCAGCUAUCUGCACUCUAAACUGCAAACAGAAAUCAGGUGUUUUAAGACUGAAUGUUUUAUUUAUCAAAAUGUAGCUUUUGGGGAGGGAGGGGAAAUGUAAUACUGGAAUAAUUUGUAAAUGAUUUUAAUUUUAUAUUCAGUGAAAAGAUUUUAUUUAUGGAAUUAACCAUUUAAUAAAGAAAUAUUUACCUAA
Molecule: messenger RNA, 2033 nt
Organism: Pan troglodytes (chimpanzee)
Lineage: Eukaryota; Metazoa; Chordata; Mammalia; Primates; Hominidae
Gene: CCN1
Product: cellular communication network factor 1
Biological process (GO): cell adhesion; signal transduction; positive regulation of cell migration
Cellular component (GO): extracellular region
Molecular function (GO): heparin binding; integrin binding
Source: RefSeq, marked provisional